Neoarius graeffei (lesser salmon catfish) is the source of this 1488-nucleotide messenger RNA. It is a transcript of the gene kcna2b, whose product is annotated as potassium voltage-gated channel, shaker-related subfamily, member 2b. Lineage: Eukaryota; Metazoa; Chordata; Actinopteri; Siluriformes; Ariidae. Gene Ontology annotation, cellular component: membrane; dendrite; juxtaparanode region of axon. The transcript has a single exon. Bases 1 to 1488 code for a protein of 495 amino acids. Gene Ontology annotation, molecular function: delayed rectifier potassium channel activity; protein binding. Gene Ontology annotation, biological process: potassium ion transmembrane transport; protein homooligomerization. The record is from RefSeq and is a predicted model, not a curated record.
AUGACCGUCGCCACAAGUGACCACAUAGAUGAAGCUGCGGCUCAUCCGGGUCAACCUCAGGACACAUACGACCCGGAACCAGACCACGAGUGCUGCGAGCGAGUGGUCAUUAACAUCUCAGGUCUACGAUUUGAGACACAGCUUAAGACACUCUCUCAGUUUCCUGAUACUCUGCUCGGGGACCCUAAAAAGAGGAUGCGCUACUUUGAUCCACUAAGGAAUGAGUACUUUUUUGACCGGAAUCGACCCAGCUUUGAUGCCAUUCUAUACUAUUAUCAGUCUGGUGGACGGCUACGGCGGCCAGUUAAUGUCACUUUGGAUAUUUUCUCAGAGGAGAUCCGCUUCUACGAACUCGGCGAGGAAGCCAUUGAGAUUUUCAGGGAGGAUGAAGGAUUUAUUAAAGAGGAAGAGAAACUACUGCCAGAGAAUGAGUUUCAAAGGCAGGUGUGGUUGUUGUUUGAGUAUCCAGAGAGUUCUGGUCCAGCCCGGAUUAUUGCCAUCAUUUCCGUCAUGGUCAUCUUAAUUUCAAUCGUCAGUUUCUGCCUAGAGACACUACCUAUUUUUCGCAAUGAAGACAUGGAGAUGCACAAAGCCUACACCAGCGACUCCAACUCCACAGUGAGCUAUACAUCUACCUACUUCACUGACCCCUUUUUCAUCCUGGAGACACUUUGCAUUAUUUGGUUCUCCUUUGAGUUCCUGGUCCGUUUCUUUGCCUGUCCAAGUAAGGCAGGCUUCUUUGUGAACAUCAUGAACAUCAUUGACAUUGUCGCCAUCAUUCCAUAUUUCAUCACACUGGGGACUGAAUUAGCUGAAAGUCCAGAAGAUGGUCAACAGGGUCAACAGGCCAUGAGUUUAGCAAUUCUCAGAGUGAUCCGAUUGGUGCGAGUGUUCAGGAUCUUCAAGCUCUCACGUCACUCAAAAGGUCUUCAGAUUCUGGGUCAGACUCUCAAGGCAAGUAUGAGAGAAUUGGGGCUUCUUAUCUUCUUCCUCUUCAUUGGAGUCAUCCUCUUCUCCAGUGCCGUGUACUUUGCGGAAGCAGACGAAGCAGAUUCCCAGUUUAUCAGCAUUCCGGAUGCUUUUUGGUGGGCAGUAGUAUCUAUGACCACUGUAGGAUAUGGAGACAUGGUUCCGACCACCAUUGGGGGUAAAAUUGUCGGUUCCUUGUGUGCUAUCGCCGGUGUCUUGACCAUUGCUCUUCCAGUCCCUGUCAUCGUGUCCAACUUUAACUACUUCUACCACAGAGAGACAGAGGGAGAGGAGCAGGCACAAUACCUCAAUGUGACCAGCGCCCCUAAGAUCGACUCGACGGAGGAUCUGAAAAAGAGCCGAAGCGUCUCCAGCAUGAGCAAAUCUGAUUACAUGGAGAUCCAAGAGGCUGUGAACAACAGCAAUGAAGAUUUCCGUGAGGAGAACCUCAAAACCGGCAACUGCACACUUGCUAACACCAACUAUGUCAACAUCACCAAGAUGCUCACUGAUGUAUAG